AUGGGACCUGCUCCUGGUCGCUUGUUGUUAAUCUCGUUUGAGACUCUUAGAGUGGCGCGAUGUCCUUUGCCUUUCUAUGGUCGCUCUCCUCCUCAGCUGUUCUCAACCCCAGCUUGGCUUCCUUCAGCUUCUCCGGCCGGGAGGCCGGGCAGCGCAGCCCGGAGCCCCGGCAGACGCAGGGGCCGGUCGGGGCUGCCCGGCGCAGCUGCUGCGGGCCCGAGCAGCCGGGACGAGCCGUGCAGAAGGGACCCGGAGCGGAAAGGAAGGAUAGGACACACAGCCGAGGAGCAGAUUGGAGCUGGGAAAGGAUCCGGAGCGGGAAGGGCGGAGAGCCGGGCGGGGUCGGGGGAGGGGGGCGGGCGGCGCACACACACAGAGACACAUCCCGUGCCUCCGCCUGCCGUGACAGUCGCCCGGAGCCCGGGGACCGCGUCCCGCCCACUGCCGCCGGCUCCCCGUGCCACCCUCCGCAGCCCCUUCUCGCCGCCGCCGGGCCGGGGCGGCAGCUCCGCCAGCCGCAUGCCCGGAGCGGAGCAGCAGCAGGACGGCGCAAGAAAAAAAAUGAAUUCUGAAAGCUCAGCCCUUACCAUGAGUAGCCCUGCUGUAAUAAACCAGUGUGCCAGAGGAGGAAUGGAACAAGAAAAAAUUUGGCCGAAACAGCAGCAACAGAAUAAUUUUUCCUUGUUUUCUUCCACCAAGGGCUGGAAUUUCAGAGGGAAAAAACGGAAACAGAGUACUCAAGAUGAAGAUACAAUCAGUAUCUGCAGCCUGGAUACAAGUGAGCCCAGUAACAAACGGGUCAAGCCUCUUUCCAGAGUGACAUCCCUGGCCAGCCUCAUCCCCCCUGUGCGAGCCACCCCGCUGAAGCGCUUCAGCCAGACUCUGCAGCGCUCCAUCAGUUUCCGCAGCGAGAGUCGCCCCGACCUGUUCAGCCCGCGGCCAUGGACUCGCAAUGUGCCCCCUGCUAACACCAAGAGGAGAGACAGCAAACUCUGGAGUGAGACCUUCGAUGUCUGUGUCAACCACAUGCUUACAUCCAAGGAAAUCAAGAGGCAAGAGGCUAUCUUUGAACUUUCCCAGGGAGAAGAAGACCUGAUAGAAGACCUGAAGUUGGCAAAAAAGGCUUAUCAUGACCCAAUGCUUAAGCUUUCCAUAAUGACAGAGCAAGAGUUGAACCAAAUUUUUGGAACACUGGACUCUCUAAUUCCUCUGCAUGAAGAUCUUCUUAGGCGACUUCAAGAAGUCAGGAAACCUGAUGGAUCAACAGAUCAUGUUGGCCACAUCCUCGUGGGUUGGCUGCCAUGCCUGAACUCCUAUGACAGCUACUGCAGCAAUCAAGUAGCAGCCAAAGCUUUAUUGGACCACAAGAAACAAGAUCACAGAGUGCAAGAUUUCCUGCAGCGCUGCUUGGAGUCUCCCUUCAGCCGCAAGCUGGACCUGUGGAAUUUCCUUGACAUCCCCAGAAGCCGUUUGGUUAAAUACCCACUACUGCUCAGAGAAAUUUUAAGACACACACCAAAUGAUCACCCAGAUCAACAGCAUCUGGAAGAAGCUAUAAAUAUAAUUCAGGGCAUUGUGGCUGAAAUCAACAUAAAGACUGGUGAAUCUGAAUGCCAGUAUUACAAAGAGAGACUUAUUUAUCUUGAAGAAGGCCAAAGGGAUUCAUUGAUUGAUAAUUCACGUGCUGUGUGUUGUCAUGGGGAGCUGAAGAACAACAGGGGAGUGAAACUGCAUGUCUUCCUAUUUGAAGAGGUGCUGGUGAUCACUCGGGCGGUGACCCACAACGAGCAGCUGUGCUACCAGCUGUACCGGCAGCCGAUUCCCGUCAGGGAGCUGCUGCUGGAGGACCUGCAGGACGGAGAGGUGCGCCUGGGCGGAUCCCUACGCGGAGCGUUCAGCAACAACGAGAGAAUCAAAAACUUCUUUAGAGUCAGCUUCAAAAAUGGAUCCCAAAGUCAGACUCACUCUCUCCAAGCCAAUGACUCCUUCAACAAGCAGCAGUGGCUCAACUGCAUCCGGCAGGCCAAGGAGAAGGCUGCGUGUGCAGGCACGGCAGGCGGGCUGGAGGCACCUUUCCUUGUGUCACCCCACGGCCGCAGAGGGCCCCAGGGAGAGGCGCUGGAGCAGAUGGAGCAGUCGGACUGUGAGUCAGACUGCAGCAUGGACACCAGCGAGCUCAGCGCCGACUGCGAGCGCAUGGAGCAGACGAACUCUUGUGAGAGCCAAAAGCAAAUAGAAACCAAUGUUUGACAAAAACAUACAGCUCAUGGAAGAAAAUCUGUCUCUUACCUGUACAGUAUUUGCAUUCCAUACAUGGAACCAUUUGGAGAAGCACUUUUAGAAUAUUUUUUGUGACAAUGUCAAUGCAGUUCUUGUAUUUUGUACCUGUGAGUGUUGUACUGUAUAAGUCCAUCUGUAUAAGCUGGAAUCUCUUGCAACUCAUGUCCUGUGAUUAUAUUCCAUAAACACCCAAGGUGGAUGAAAGAGGCUUUGUAAUUUAUUUCAACUGCUUCGUUUUUAGAGUUGAAUGAGUGAAGAUGAAAGGAAAAAUCUGCAAAAGAAAAGGCAUAGGGAAGUUGUUAAGCAAAAAUGUUGAAAAAGAGCAAAAAGCAUGUAAAAUGUUCAGAUGGAGAAGAAAGAAUGAAUGUGUGUAUUGACUUUUUUUUUUUAAUAAUGGCCUUAAACUUUUCUGGAAGCAUUUCAAAUAAAUUACAUUAAUCCACUUUGAUUUUUA
Molecule: messenger RNA, 2734 nt
Organism: Vidua macroura (Pin-tailed whydah)
Lineage: Eukaryota; Metazoa; Chordata; Aves; Passeriformes; Viduidae
Gene: ARHGEF3
Product: Rho guanine nucleotide exchange factor 3
Biological process (GO): positive regulation of Rho protein signal transduction; intracellular signal transduction
Molecular function (GO): guanyl-nucleotide exchange factor activity
Source: RefSeq, a predicted model, not a curated record